AUGGCUUCUCAACAUGCGCCCGCCAGAGCUUCAAGCGACCCCUACUUCGAUCUCGGAACAUUGAGUCGCAAAGUCAGUACGAAUUCUCAAGAGGCUCAAAUAUGGUUCGACCGAGCGCUUGUUUGGACAUAUUGCUUCAAUCACGACGAAGCAAUUACUUGUUACAAACAGGUAAUCGCGCACGAUGAAAGCUGCGCGAUGGCCUAUUGGGGAAUAUCGUUCUGUUCCGGUUCCAAUUACAACAAGACAUGGGCAUUAUUCGAUGAGAAGGAUCGCAUCAAUGCAAUCAAGCAAUGUUAUAUAUUUUCUCAAAAAGCACUGAGCCAUGCACAUAACGCCUCGGAUUGGGAACUGGCGAUCAUCAACGCUCAUGCGAUACGGUAUCCCGAUGAUAACCCCAGUAGGGAUCUUGGCGGAUGUAGCAGAGCUUACGCGGAGGCCAUGAGAGAUGUACACACGAAUUUCGGUCGGGAAGAUUUCGACAUCAUCACGCUUUUCGCCGACGCACUGAUGAAUUGCGCCCCGAGGAAAUUAUACGACGCGUCUACUGGGCUCCCAAUAGCAUCAUCCCCUGUAUUCGAAGUGAAAGACAUCCUCGAUCGAGCUCUCAAAAUGCCUGGAGUCGAACAGCAUCCGGGGCCCGCACACAUGUACAUUCACCUGAUGGAGAUGUCAGCCACUCCUGAGGCUGCGCUCCCUGCAGCGGAGAUGAUCCGCGAAAUGUUCCCCGAUACCGGCCAUACAUUCCACAUGCCUGCGCAUAUCGACGUUCUUGUUGGGGACUAUCGGCGCGCAGUGGAAUACAAUUACAAAGCGACUCUCGCGGAUGAUCGGUACUUUCAGCAAAAUGGUGGCUUGACAUUCUACAGCUAUUAUCGCCUACACGACUACCACUCCCUCAUCUACGCUGCCAUGCUGGGCGGCAAAUCAAAAGCGGCAUUGUCGGCGACAGAUCGGAUGGAGGCUACAAUUACGGAGGAAAUUCUUCGGGUGGAAACUCCCGCAUUGGCGAACUGGAUGGAGUUUUUCAAGGCUGUCAGAGUCCAUGUACUCAUUCGGUUUGGAAUGUGGGAAGAGAUCAAAAAGCUCGACCCCCUGGAAGAUAAAGAGCUGUAUUGUGUCACAAAUGUGAUGAGACACUACGGCAAAGGCGUCGCGUACGCCGCCACAGCAAAUCUCGAUGAAGCAGAUAAAGAGCGGGAACUAUUCAAAGCCGCCUCUAGACUCGUCCCUCCCACGCGCCUCGACUUCCCGAACAAAAUCACCGACAUCCUUAAAGUAGCAUCUGCGAUGCUGGACGGCGAAAUCGAGUACCGACGGGGCGAUUACGAGACUUCAUUCAGGAGAUUGCGGGAUGCAGUGACACUGGAGGACGAGUUGCCUUUCGCAGAGCCAUGGGGGUGGAUGCUUCCGGCUCGCCAUGCAUUCGCUGCGCUCUCCCUGGAACAAGGGAAGGUUGAGCAGGCUGCGCAGGCUUAUGCUGAGGACUUAGGCCUUUACCCGACACCUAAACGGGCGCAUCAACAUCCGAACAACGUUUGGGCUCUGCAUGGUUAUCACGAGUGUCUUGGGCUUUUGGGUCGUCAUGCAGAGGCGAAUAUCAUCAAGAAACAGCUUGCUCUUGCGUUGGUGGAGGCGGAUGUUGAGAUCACAUCUUCUUGCUUCUGUAGGCUUGGAAAUAUUCCUUCGUGUAGUGGAAAACCUAAAUUGAAUGGUUGCCACAGCGGGGAGUCAAAAUGUCACAGCUAG
Penicillium soppii is the source of this 1749-nucleotide messenger RNA. RefSeq lists its product as uncharacterized. The coding region runs from base 1 to 1749 and encodes 582 amino acids. Gene Ontology annotation, cellular component: intracellular anatomical structure. The record is from RefSeq and is a predicted model, not a curated record. Lineage: Eukaryota; Fungi; Ascomycota; Eurotiomycetes; Eurotiales; Aspergillaceae. Gene Ontology annotation, molecular function: protein binding. The transcript has a single exon.